UUUACAAGGUACAACAUCCUGGUAUUAUUUGGCUUCUUCAUAUUCCAUACUCUAUUUUUUUUGGACUAACUAAAGACUACGGUAGUAGUAUUUUAGCGCUAAAGCGCCGCAGUGGUUUGACACUUCUGACGUUCCGUCCUGGGGGGAGUUGGUCACGUGACAAUCACAAACCGGACCCAGGCCAUAACAAGGAAGUGUGUAUGUUUCUACUGACGUGUGGACUUCGUGUAAAGAUGAAGGGUUUAUCCUUCCUAACAGCGUUCCUCUUGUGCUCCUGUGCGGCUCAAGACGAGCCGAUCAGGGCCUUCGUGGUCCCCCACAGCCACAUGGACGUGGGGUGGGUGUACACCGUCCAGGAGAGCAUGCACGCCUACGCGGCCAACGUGUACAGCAGUGUGACCGAGGAUCUCUCCAGAGACGGGCGGCGGCGCUUCAUCGCGGUGGAGCAGGAGUUCUUCAGCUGGUGGGAGACGGCCGCCACAGACACUCACCAGAAACAGGUACGACAGCUGGUGAAGGAGGGCCGUCUGGAGUUCGUUCUGGGGGGGGGGGGGGGUCAGGUGAUGCAUGACGAGGCCGUCACUGACCUCGACGACCAGAUCUUGCAGUUGACCGAGGGCCAUGGUUUCCUGUACGAGACGUUCGGCGUGCGCCCGACCCCUUCGGCGCCUCGGCGACCCCGCCCGUGCUCUUCGCCCUCGCCGGGUUCCACGCCCAUCUCAUCUCUCGCGUCGACUACGACCUCAAGGACAGCCCGCAGAGGGACAAGGCGGGGCUCUGACACAACACCCAAACCUGUGACCUACUUUGUAGAACAUGGAAUCAGUGUUUCAGGAAUGUAGAAGAGGCUGCAGACAUGGAGCUGCUCUACGGCCACACCAAUCAGUCCAUUACUGGGGAAUUUUAGAUGUUGAUUAACG
Gadus macrocephalus (Pacific cod) is the source of this 920-nucleotide messenger RNA. RefSeq names its product epididymis-specific alpha-mannosidase-like. Gene Ontology annotation, biological process: mannose metabolic process. Gene Ontology annotation, molecular function: alpha-mannosidase activity. NCBI's taxonomy places the organism in Eukaryota, Metazoa, Chordata, Actinopteri, Gadiformes, Gadidae. The record is from RefSeq and is a predicted model, not a curated record. Gene Ontology annotation, cellular component: lysosome.